Messenger RNA from Heterocephalus glaber (naked mole-rat), 1183 nucleotides. RefSeq names its product family with sequence similarity 237 member A (gene Fam237a). The record is from RefSeq and is a predicted model, not a curated record. Lineage: Eukaryota; Metazoa; Chordata; Mammalia; Rodentia; Bathyergidae.
UUCAGGACUCGGACGCUGGGGACAGUCGCUCGCCAAGGGAGCAGUCGGAGCUCGUCCUCUCCGGCUCUCGAGGGAAUACGAGAGCGCAAGGCCGUUUCAGGGCCAUGGAUGAUCCUGGAAACAGAAGAAGGAUCCAUUGCCCCUUCAGCCUCACCUGCUCUCUGCUCAUUUUGGGAACAUGCUGUGUGUCUCCUUUCUUCUGUCAUAGCCAGGUAGAUCUGCUGGCUCUUGACCAAGCUGAUCCUCAGUGCUGGGAAUCCUCCUCAGUACUUCUCCUGGAAAUGCAACAGCCUCGCAUUUCCAACACUGUUUCAGGCUUCUGGAAUUUUAUGAUUUACCUAAAGUCAUCUGAGAACUUGAAGCAUGGGGCCCUGUUUUGGGAUCUGGCUCAGCUCUUCUGGGACAUCUAUGUGGACUGUGUUCUCUCAAGAAACCAUGGCUUAGGAAGAAGGCAACUGGCUGGAGAGGGAGAAAAAGUCUCAUCAGCUCAGCCACAGCAUGCAGGGAGUAAAAAAGGUGCAUAUUCUCAGCUCCUAAGAACCCCGUUCCUAAAGAAGAAAGAGUUGAUUGAAGAUUUGAUAAGCAUGCAUGUACGCAGGAGUGGGUCUAGGUUCAUUGGAAAAGUGAACCUGGAAAUAAAGAGAAAAUAAAUUUGACUUCUGAAGUAACUCAUGCCUUGGAAUUAAACAUAUGCAUAUAAUAUUAUAGGCACAUAAAUAUUUUUUUCUUAACUAUUGAUAUUUACUUAUUUACUUUAAAUGGUGGACAUGUCCAGGGAUAAAUAUUAAGCCAAAUUCUCAAAGAAAACUUAUUUAAAGCUUCAUUUUUUUAGGCAACCAGCAUGUUCUUUCCAAUGGUGUCUGCUGCUAGAACAUCCCACUGUCUAAAUGAGUUAAGUAACUUCUGAAGAUGACUUGGGGAUUGGAAGACCCCAACUCUUGAUAUUCAUUUGAUUAUAUCUGGAAAUCUUGACAUCAUUAAUGAACCAGAGGACAAUGGAUUUAAUUCACUGAAAAUUCUGCAUGAAUUUCAAGCUAUUAACCAUUAGAUUGCUUAUGCAGUAGCAUAUAAGGGGCUAUAUAUAAAUUAAUACCUGUUACUGAUAACCUGUGAAGCUAAAUCUUGUUUGAGAGAAUAUUUUUUGAAUAUUGAAUAAAGCAACAAAUAAAACAAAAUAAAAAUC